Molecule: messenger RNA, 4183 nt
Organism: Trichoplusia ni (cabbage looper)
Lineage: Eukaryota; Metazoa; Arthropoda; Insecta; Lepidoptera; Noctuidae
Product: membrane-bound alkaline phosphatase-like
Exons: 9
Coding region: 1531-3054 (507 amino acids)
Biological process (GO): dephosphorylation
Molecular function (GO): alkaline phosphatase activity
Source: RefSeq, a predicted model, not a curated record
AGAAUUUCGUAUGUCAGGCGGCAGUGAGUUCCAGAGUCGGACUGCAUGCACAGAAAAGGAAUAGGAGUAAAAGUCCGUGCUGUGAGGAUGGAACUUAAGGAGGGUUUUGAGGUGGGAUCGACACGGAGCGUCAGGAGGCUUAACAUAAUUAGUAGUUAAACGGAAAGAAAAAAUAUUAUAGCAUUAUACUUAGAAGGAAUGAGGUACGGUGUCUUCAACGAGGCUACAAACGUAAUAAACGAACGCCAAAAAGAUUUUGAAAAUUCCAAAAUGCUGAACAGAGUGCGAAUAGUCGAAGUAUGGAUAAAUUUUAUUAUAGGAGGUUUUGACUUGAAGCCUUAGUAGUAUACAUACAGACAAGCAGUAAUUUUCUGUUCUGUUUUAAUAUUCAAAACUAAUUAGUUGUAUAGUUACUCAAGGUUUUCAAAAGGAAUCAUACAAGACCAGCCAGUAGCUACCGAUAAUUGAACUUGUUGAUACAACUGCGCCCUAAUUUUUGGAAUAUUUUGUUUUAGCAUUUAUUUAUUUUAGUGUUUGGUAGUUUGUUGGUAAAUGAAUCAUUAUUAGGUAGAGCAUUGACCCUAGGCUAUGCAUAAUAUUUAUGAUGAUCAAGUGUUUUUUAUAGAAAUACCCACCUCAAAAUUAGGGUACAUAAUGGACGUUAAUUUUAAUUGUAACUGGUGAAAACAAAAAUAAUUAUAAUUGAACCUAGUUAUUAAAAGAUGUUGGGUUUCCCAGAAAAAAGAAACAAACAAUAAAAAAGAUUCGGACUCGCAAAACUGAGGUUCCGUUCAAAUAAGAAGAAAAAACUAUUUCAGAAAAUUUGUAACAGCAAUAACUUCUGUAGCAAAAUUAGUAUAAAAUAGCUUAAGUGUCUAGCUACCAUUUUUACCAUUAGAUAACCUCGUGACAGUCGGAUCUACAGUCGACUCUUAAUACACAAAGGAAAAAUGUAUACAUACAUGAGUAUUUUGGUUCUUUUUUACUGUCGAUAAAGGUAGUCCUAUUGAUAUAAAAGUGAAACUGACCCUGCACUUCAAAAGAGAAACCGAAAUAAAUGACAAAUAACACACGUUAAAAAUAAGAACAUAAGCCACGUCACAAUUUAAAAAAACAACUACAACGUAAUUGUCAAUGUAUGUACUACAAUUCUCUUUAGCAUUAUUCACACUAAGAGCAUAUUGCGAAAUAAUCGUAUUGACACAAAUAACUGGUCCCACACGUUUCAUAUUACCUCAAUACAAUUUAAUUCACUUAUCAAAGGGUCUUUUAUGUGGAAUGCAUUUUCUACGCACUGUCAAGGUUCGCUCCAAGGUGGACGAAAAAAAUUUGCUCAGUACUCUCCACGCCAGUCACUGUCUUGGACAAAUUGCACUUUUAAAAUCAUUACAAAAGUAAUUCUUGUACAGUGCCGUUAAAACAGUUGAACAGUGAUCAUUGCGUGAAAAAAACUUCAUUUUAAAAUGACAAUAUCGAGUGUUUGAUUUAUUGUGUUCGUUUAUUUUGUGUUCUAUUUUCAAAUUGGACGAAAUGGCGCUCUUUUUGACAGUUACGUUUUUGUUUUUAGUGAGUUUUUUAAAUGUUAGUACGAGGAGCAUACAUCUAAGUAACUCUCAAGCACCCACAUUUGACGAGAGAAAUAAAGAUCAUUGGAACUUGCAGGCGCAAUGGAUAUUACGAUCAAAGAUAUCCAACCCCGUAAACACGAGGGUCGCGAAGAACGUGAUCCUGUUCCUCGGAGACGGCAUGAGCAUCACCACGCUGGCUGCCACCAGGGUGUACCUCGGACAGCAGUACGGGCACCUCGGGGAGGAACUCAAGUUGAGUUUCGAAGCAUUCCCUUAUACUGGACUAGCUAAGACAUACUGCGUGGACAAUAACGUAGCGGACUCCGCGUGUAGUGGUACAGCGUACCUCACAGGCGUCAAGGCCAACAGUGGGACUGUGGGCCUCAGUGGGGCCGUCAAACGAGGGGACUGUAAAGGCCAGAGAGACGGCUUCCACUCCGUCACUGGACUCAUGGACUGGGCUCAGAGAGCAGGGAAAGGCACAGGUGUGGUGACGACAACUCGCGUAACCCAUGCUACUCCAGCAGCGUCUUAUGCCCACUCCGCUGACAGGAGAUGGGAGGCUGACGCCGACUUGCCGAAGAAGGGUCUGCGUUGUGAUGAUAUUGCGACACAGCUGGUUAGGGGACGCGUUGGAAGCAGAAUUGAUAUUGUGCUUGGCGGAGGACGAAAGAACUUCUUUCCUAGGAACGAGAGAGAUCUAGAAGGGUAUCAUGGCUACCGAACCGAUGGCGCCGACUUAAUAAGAGAAUGGAUUAUCAAGAAGGAAUCGCUUGGAGCAGUUCCAAAAUACGUUUACCACAAGGAUGCUCUAAUGAAACUAGACCCUAACGUGUAUACUAGUGUCCUAGGCCUAUUUUCUCCUGAUCAUAUGCCGUACCAUUUGGAAGCAGGGAACGAUGACCCGACGCUAAGUGAAAUGACCCAAAAAGCAAUACAAAUCCUAUCAAGAAGGAAAAAUGGGUUCUUCUUGUUUGUCGAAGGAGGUCGUAUCGACACAGCUCAUCAUGAAACGAAGGCUCGCAAAGCUCUAGACGAGACAGCAGAGUUAGCGAAAGCGGUUGAGGCUGCUCUAAGACUUGUGGACCCGACAGAGACCUUGGUGGUUGUGACGUCAGAUCACAGCCACACUAUGACGUACAGUGGUUACAGUAAACGAGGAUCUGAUAUCUUAGGGCUUAGCAAUAAGUUGAAUGCAUCUGACAAUCUACCUUACACGACCUUGAGUUACGCGAACGGCCCUGGAUUCAGACCUCACCUGAAAAUGAAGAGGCAUAAUCUCGCUUUAGAUAACUUCAAAAGCUUAAACUACACCUAUCCUGCGUUAGUCCCAAUAGGAAGAGAGACCCACGGCGGAGAAGACGUGGCGGUGUUCGCCAAAGGGCCCUGGGCCCAUCUCUUCACGGGCAACUACGAACAGAACUUCUUACCCCAUGCCAUAGCGUAUGCUGCCUGUAUUGGUCCCGGACUGACAAACUGUAAAUGAUAGGGACCAAAAAUAUAGGCGAAGUGGAAAAGUGUAUUGUUCAACUGGUUUUCCCGUGCCUGUAUUGUUAGAAUGGAGCAUAUUAUAUUGUGUAAGACAUAGGUUGAUGUUCACAAGGCUAAAAGUAGUUCUAGUUCUUCUUUUAAAGUCUUGUGGUGUGAGAAAGAACUUUUGAAUAGAAUGUUAAAGAUGUUUUAUUUUAAUUGUGAUGUUAUGUUUGUAUAAUAGCUGUCCUUAAUUAUUAAAUUUGUGUUUUACUACCUACUUUUAAGUCUACUUCUAAGUUACACCUUCAUUAACGCCAUAUUGGUCUGAGUGAAACUAACCGAAAUUUAAUUACUGAGAUCUGCUGUCUGAUUAUAUGUCUGUCCGUCAUCAAACUGUAUUUAAUGAACCGCGAUAGCUGGAAGCCAUAGCAAAUGAAUAAAUGUAGGAAUUGAAUGAAGAAAUUCGUUGUAUCUUAGAAUAUAAUUUCAUAUUGUUUCCACUUAUUAAUACAGAGUGAUGAUAGUUAAGUCAGCUGAGCUUAUCACAAUUCCGCAUUAAUGAAAUCGCAGCCACACCUUUUACAUUUGUCCUUGCAAGCUUUGACUGCCAAUAUACGGAUAGUCAUAAUAUUAUUUUAACAACAAAAACAUACAACAGACAAAACCACUGAGCCAAUUUUGAUGAAAUUCAUGGAACCAUAUACCAGCUAUUUUACUUUAAAUAAAGUCCGAAGUUCUAAGGUAACAACAUAAAAAAAUUCAGACAAAUUGAGAUCCUCCUUCGUUUUGGAGUCGGUUGAAAAUAGAUCGGUCUUUAAUUGGCCUAUUUCCUAUUCAAAGUGACAAUCUGCAUGAAUUAACGCAAUUAACAUGUGAACGUGCAUUCAGCGGAUAAUAGAAUGUAUUGGGUCAAUGGACUGGUUAAUUUGAUAAACUAUUGUUCAUUAUUAAUUAUGAACGAUUAAAGUUACGCAUAUUGUAAAGUGGGAACAAAAAAUUACAAAUUUAUUUACUAUUUAUGUACAUACAAGUUUACAGAGGACACAACAUUUUAAUAGUAAUGUAUAAAGGUACUCUAUUUCUUGUACACUUAUAUAUAUACUUGCUUAAAACUAUAUUUAACUAGUUGACCCAGCAAACGU